AUGCAUUCCACACUCACAACCCUCAUCCUUCUCUCCACGCCCAUUCACGCCGCAACCACAGCGCGCAUCUGGACACACUUUUACCCAUCCUGCCCAGGCGAGCCCUUCGCAGACCUCAGCACAUAUGAAAACUACGAAGAAACCGUCCCCACUACAAAAAUCUCAGCAGGCAUCUGCACACAAGUCGGCGUUCCAUCUUACGAGCACAACCUCGUCAGCGCCAUCUCAAUAGAUGCCGAGCUCCUCUCCAGCGUAAAAGGCCACAAUUUCCCACCAGAGGACGGCCCAAGCUGCAACAUCACCAUCCACGAAGUCCCAGAGUGCAUUGACGAGCCCCUCCUCAACAAGGAACUGCACAACGGAGUCGAAGUGAGCGAGUGUCAUGAGCGCAAUUUUGCUGCUUACAGCGAUGUUUGGGUUCAACUUGUUUGCGAAGGCGAACAAAACGAAAAUGAUCACCACAUGAUACAAGAACAGCAAGAGCAAACUGCUUCUGAGUCUUUGGCGGAUCAGCAGCAAGAUAUCCCCCGCAUCGGACAGACGACUUCUAUCCAGCAGUCAGGCGAUGUCCAGACGCCCGGCUCGAACGCCAACUCGUGGCACCUUGCGCAGACGGAGAGCUCUGAACGCGAGCCUGAGCAGGAGAGUCGUGUGAACAAUGUUGGUCAUGAGGAGAGUGAUGCGAUUGUGCACCGUAUCAUGGAGGAGUUGAAGAGUAAGGCGCAAGGAAUGAAUUUGGUUUCUGGCAAGACAAAUGCUACCCGGCAUUUGAAUGGAACCCUUCUUUCCAAUGGAACUGCGCCUGCCAACGGGACUAUUGUUUCGAGGCGGAAGUUGUCUAUUUUGCGGAAUCGGGCUACGCGUUUGUAUUAG
Penicillium pulvis is the source of this 873-nucleotide messenger RNA. RefSeq lists its product as uncharacterized. Bases 1 to 873 code for a protein of 290 amino acids. NCBI's taxonomy places the organism in Eukaryota, Fungi, Ascomycota, Eurotiomycetes, Eurotiales, Aspergillaceae. The transcript has a single exon. The record is from RefSeq and is a predicted model, not a curated record.